Molecule: messenger RNA, 2487 nt
Organism: Photinus pyralis (common eastern firefly)
Lineage: Eukaryota; Metazoa; Arthropoda; Insecta; Coleoptera; Lampyridae
Product: MICOS complex subunit Mic60
Exons: 9
Coding region: 240-2369 (709 amino acids)
Biological process (GO): cristae formation
Cellular component (GO): MICOS complex
Source: RefSeq, a predicted model, not a curated record
AGAAAAUAUACACCAAAAACCUAACCUCCUAAAAUUUAGGGUGAAAAAUUGGAAGAUCGGUAUGGCAAAUUGGGACGAUCAGGGGCACAAAUGAAUAUUUUCAGCGUAUCAUUAAGACCCUUCACAUAUUCAAGAAAACUUUAGAAUUCAUCUCGAAAUCUCCGUGGUAUAAAAUUAUCCUAGGUCCAGAAGUAAUUUGGAUUUCAUUCUUGCAACAUUAAAACUGGAUAUCAUAAGCCAUGUACCGAAUUUUUGUAACUAAAAUUUCAGCAAAUUCCCUUAGAAAAAAAGCUAAUUUACAUUACCCUCAAAGUCUUCGACAGCAUCGGUUUGCCAGUGACAAAACGAACGUAUGUCCUCCGCCGAAGAAGAAACACAAUUCAGGAGCAUUUUACACUGUUGGAUUCUUCACAUUAAUCGGAGGAGGUACAAUAGCCUACGCGAAAUAUGACCCAAACUUUCGACAAUGGUUAGGCGCAAAUGUACCAUUAACGGACGGAUUUAUUAAAUUUCUAUUUCAAGAGGAACGAACGUAUUUGGAAAGCUUCACGGAUGCUUUAGAUUCCAUUAAGGGGUCAGUGUUGGGCGUUUUUGUGGGCGCGAAGAAGACCAAAGUUUCAUCGGAUAUACCAGUGACUCCCAAGGAUUAUCAUCCUCCUAGUCCCGCCUUUUCUAAGCUAGCGGAUUCGAAGAAAGAGGAAGCGCCAUAUAACGAAAUACGAGUUGAAAAAGUCGACAAAGAGAAAACCGAAGUCACAAUUGGUGGUGAUAAAAAACCGGCAGAAAAUUUAUAUCCGAGUCAUCCGAAGAAGAUUUUGGAACUCGAGACGAAAAUUGGAGGUCUGGCUUCGGAAGCCGUUCAGGCUUACAACAAAGCAGUUACAGCGUUACGGAAUUACAGUAAAAAUGUGGAAGUAGUAAUAGAGAAUUCCGUCGAACGUUUAGAUCCCGAAAUAUGGAAUUCGUUGAGACAAAAGACGAAAGCAAAGGAGCAGACGACGCGCGAAGCGGAGCAAUUGUAUAAGGAAACCCAACAGCACAUCAAACAGUUAGAGUCCAUCUUGCAACAGCCCGAUUUUCAAGCACCUGACGUGACCAAGAAACAGGCCCAGAUAAAUAUUACAAGGGUGCAGGAGGAUAUUAGGAAAGCCAAGGACGAAUUGGACGAGUUGAGCAGGAAUUUAAGUCUUACGGAUAAAUAUUGGAGCAAAGUGGAGGAGGCUCGAAAUCACUUCAUAGAAGAAAUCGAAACUUUAUUCCCCGGUGUAAACAUUCACGAUAGGAAAUUAACUUUGCAAGGCGGCGAGUUGGAUCUAUUUAUCUUGCACGCGUUCUCCAAUGUUUUGUUUUAUCAAAAAGAACUGUGCAAGUUGCAAGUAUUGGAGCAGCAAAAAAUUAGGGUUGCUUUGGAAAAUGCGCGCAAAGGAAAUGCGGAAUUGCUAACUGAUGCACAAAUUGAUCUACUCAUCGAUAAAGAGCGAAAAAAUUUAGCGUUAGAGUUUCAAAAAAAGUGUUUGGCGCUACGCGCGGAAUCUGAAAAGGAACUACGUCAUCAAUUGAAGGUGCAAUCGGAGGCAUUUGCGGACCAUCUACACGAUGCUUUGGAGUCGAAGGAAAAUGAGUUGGGGCGCAAUUUCGCCAGAGAUCUCGACGAAAAAGUCAUGGCCGAAAAGUGCAAAUUUAAAUUGCAGUUGUCAGCUUUGGCUGGUCGAGUAAGGGGAAUGGACCAAGUUUUCAAAGCUCGAAUGGAAUCUGACACAAUUAAAAAACAGUCGCAAUUAUUGUGGAGCGCCUGCCAGAGUCUGUUUCGUGCACUGAAAGCGGGUUGCCCGGGUGUGCCUUGGACAGAACAGCUGAGGCCUUUGGAGUCCGAAAUAACGGCGGUGAAAAAUGCGGCAGCUGAGACUGACGAACUUGUCAAAACUGUGUUGUCUGGAAUUCCGGCGAAAGCUAAAGAGAGGGGUGUUUUCCCUGAGGAUGCGCUAAGGGAGCGUUUUCUUAAAGUCGAAACUGUAGCGCGGCAACUCGCCCUGGUACCUGAGGGAGGUGCAAGAUUGCCGUUGCAUAUUUUAUCAUUUAUACAUGCGAUGUUGUUGGUUAAAGCUGCCAGUCCAAUACCGCAAGCUGAACUUGAAGAUUCGGAGGUAGACUUCCGUGGUCUUAGUACCAAUGACAUUUUACAGAGGGCCAGAUAUUGGAUUGAUCGAGGCGAUUUCGCACAAACGUUGCGAUAUAUGAAUUUACUAGAUGGUGCUUCAAGAAUCGUUGCUAGUCAGUGGAUUGAUGAAACCAGACUUCUUUUAGAAACUCAACAAGCAGCGAAUGUGCUACUGGCUCACGCGUCAGCGAGUGGUCUCAUGCACCUUUAGCUAAUCUAUUCCUAACCAAGUGUGUAACGAACACUACUUUUAGUUAUACUGUACAGUACUACUUGGUUUUGAAUAUAUUCAUAAUAAUGUUAAUAAAAAUAGAGAACACUUUUUGUUA